This is a messenger RNA of Erigeron canadensis, 3408 nucleotides long. RefSeq names its product receptor-like protein 46. Gene Ontology annotation, molecular function: protein binding. NCBI's taxonomy places the organism in Eukaryota, Viridiplantae, Streptophyta, Magnoliopsida, Asterales, Asteraceae. The transcript has 4 exons. Bases 1 to 3408 code for a protein of 1135 amino acids. The record is from RefSeq and is a predicted model, not a curated record.
AUGGCAAACACACCCGUGUUGAAGUUAUUGUUAACAAUGUUCUUCAUAAUACUCAUCAUCAAUGUCAUUCCAAACCCAUCCUUCUCUUGUCCUCUUUAUCAAAAACAAGCACUUCUCCACUUCAAAUCCACUCUCACCAACAGAACCAUCAUCGACUCCAAGUUCGGUCUGAACGUUAAGCUAAACUCAUGGAAUCCCCAUUCCGACUGUUGUUCCUGGGACUAUGUCAAUUGCAGCACUACAACCAGAGACGUUACAGAGCUCCACCUGUAUAACCUUGUCCCUCCUCCCGAUGUCAAUCCGGUUCCGGUAUUUUCCAGCAUCCUAACUCCUCUUUUUCAUAUCUGUUCGUUGGAGACACUUAAUAUCUCGUGGAAUUCCUUGUUAGGAGAGAUCCCGGGAGACGGGUUUGGUAAUCUAACCAAACUCGUCCACCUUGACAUGGCGUCUAACAGAUUCAACGGCUCUGUUCCCACCCAAAUUUUCAAGUUAACGAACUUACGUUACUUGGAUUUGGGCAACAAUUCACUCGUUGGGAAACUAAGGCAUGAACUAGGGUCUUUUCAAAAGUUGACUUACCUAGGGUUAAGUGCAAACUAUUUUGAAGGUCCGCUUCCUACUCAACUUUUCAAACUCAAAUCGCUUCGAUUUCUUUAUCUCCAAGACAAUUUUCUCGAAGGGGUUUUAAGCCCUGAAAUUGGGAAGCUUCAAAAUCUUGAAGAAUUGUUGUUGUAUGCAAAUUCUCUUUCAGGAAACAUCCCAGAAGAGAUUGGUAAUCUAACCAAACUCGUCCAUCUUGACAUGGCGUCUAACAGAUUCAACGGCUCUGUUCCCACCCAAAUUUUCAAGUUAACGAACUUACGUUACUUGGAUUUGGGCAACAAUUUUCUCGUUGGGAAACUAAGGCCUGAACUAGGGGCUUUUCGAAAUUUGACUUACCUAAGGUUGAGUGCAAACUAUUUCGAAGGGCCGCUUCCUACUCAACUUUUUGAACUCAAAUCUCUCCGGUUUCUUUAUCUCCGCGGCAAUUUGCUCGAGGGGGUUUUAAGCCCUGAAAUUGAAAAGCUUCAAAAUCUUGAAGAAAUGAUGUUGUAUGCAAAUUCUCUUUUGGGAAACAUCCCAGAAGAGAUUGGGAAUUUAACAAAUCUAAGGGAAUUUUCCUUGCAAAAAAACCAAUUUUAUGGUAGAAUCCCGUCUUCGAUUGUAAACCUGAAGAAGCUGGAAACAUUGGAUUUGUCUGGAAAUGCUUUAUCAAUGCAAAUUCCAGCAGAUAUAGGAAGACUACCCAACAUGACCGCACUUGACCUGAGCGGCAACCAACUUACGGGCCCAAUCCCAUCAGCAAUACAAAACUUGAGCAAGUUGCAUACCCUUCGGCUCCAUGACAACAUGUUCUCUGGGGAAAUCCCAACUUGGUUAUUCAAUAUGAGAACUCUAGAGGUAUUGUUCAUCGGCGGAGGAAGAGACAACUUAGUUUGGAAUGACAAAGCCAAAAUUGUUCCAAGAUUUAGUCUUAUCUUCCUUUCUAUUUCUUUUAGUCAAAUUUCAGACCCCGUCCCUGAAUGGAUAUCAUCUCAGAAAAAGCUGCAUCUUCUUAUUUUGAGAGCGAAUCAAUUGGAGGGAAGAUUCCCAUAUUGGCUAGCCGAGAUGAAAUAUAUGGAAGUAUUGGUUCUUUCAGAUAACAACUUCAGCGGAUCAAUACCGUCUAGGUUGUUUGAAUCUACGAUGCUAUUACGACUUGAUUUGUCCAGGAACAAUUUUUCUGGGGGCUUGCCAGAAAAUAUAGGGAAUGCCCAAAGGAUUGCAUUCCUCAAGUUGGCGGAAAAUAAUUUUUGUGGACACGUACCAACAUCCAUCUCCAAGAUUGACAAGCUAUGCAUAUUGGACUUGUCCAAAAAUAGGUUUUCCGGUGAUAAAUUGCCUGAUUUUGGACACAAUUCUAGUUAUUUUAGGAUAGACUUGUCCUACAACAAUUUUUCUGGUAAUGUCCCAACCAAUUUUCCAGAAGCAACUGAAACUAUAUUUUUGGCUGGAAAUAAAUUCUCUGGUCAGCUUCCUUGGAAUUUGAGUAAAUUGGUCAACCUCGUAUAUCUCGAUCUCCAUGACAAUGAUCUUAUCGGUAAUUUACAGUAUAUUCUGCCUCAAAUCCCAACUCUUCAAGUUCUAGUUCUAAGAAACAAUUCCUUUGAAGGAAUGAUCCCCAACAAUAUCUCCAACCUCACCUCCCUUCGAAUUCUCGAUCUCUCCCACAACAACAUAAAUGGAAGUAUUCCGCGAGAGAUUGGAAACCUUCCAAGAAUGAUCGAAAAGCUUUCAACAUCCACUAGAACUAUAGGUCAUGAUAUUUCCAUCUCUUUCAUUCCUUACAACAAUGAGGACUUGAUUGUGAGUUGGAAGAAGUCCUUUCAAGGUCUACCGUAUCGCAUCCUCGAAAUAUACACUUUGUUAGAUUUGUCAGACAACAAAAUAUCCGGUGAAAUCCCACCAUCCUUGGGCAAUCUCAAAGGUCUAAAGUUGCUCAACGUAUCACACAACAGGAUUUCUGGCCACAUUCCCGCGUCUUUUGGUGAUCUGGAAGCCAUAGAAAGCUUGGACUUGUCACAUAACGAAAUCGCGGGUGUUAUACCUCAAUCGCUAGUGAAGCUUCACCAACUUGGAACUUUAGAUUUGAGCAACAACAGGCUAACUGGUAAGAUUCCUGAUGGUGGGCAAAUGGACACUAUGACUUCUUUUCAAAACAACAGCGGUUUAUGCGGGAUGCAGAUUAGGGUCACAUGUCCUGAGGAUAUCCCGCCAUCAACGCCAACGGACAAGGAUGACGAGAAAGAAUCAUGGAUUUGUUGGGAGGCAACAUGGACUGAUGGCAACAACCAAUACCACUCAAAACAUAUAUCAAUCGGCGUUCAGGCUGAUCUCCGGAUUGUUUUGAGAGCUAAGAGGAAAUACCAAGUCCUUGAAGAGCCAAGACCCGUUGCUCCUGCUGCUAAUGCUUCUACUGAAGUAUUAGCGGAAUAUGUGGCCGCAUAUGAUAGACAUAAUGAGCAAGCUGGCGUGGAGUUAUACGAUCUUAUCGAUGUACUCCAUGACUUGCGACAUGAACAAGGAACACCGGUGAGCGCUCAUAUCCUUAAGAUGAAAGGAUACUUUGAGCAGUUGGAAAGGUUGAAAUUUCAUUAUGCAAAGCAAGUACAAAUUGGUUUGAUUCUCAAGUCCUUGUCUAAGGAUUUUGAAGAAUUUGGACGCAAUUAUACUAUGCAUAGCAUGGAUAAAACCGUUCCGGAACUUCUUGCAAUGGCUGUUGAAUUUGAAAAGAAGUUACCAAAGAAAACUGCUACUCCCAAUUGUCUCAUGAUAAAGGGGGGUAAGGUCCAAAAAGGCAAACAACCGAAGGGAAAAGGGCAAGGCUGA